ACGAUUAAACUAAGCCUAUUGUAGAUCCGGGCUAAUACAGUGUCCAUUAGUGUGAGAAAGAACAUAUCAGAGUGUCUCACUCACACUAGUGGACACUGUUACACUUGGUUUGUUCUUUCUAGCUGCACUGUUGCACCGGUGCAAUAAGUUAAAGUAAGACAAGUAUAUUUUUUCUCAUUCUAACUUAUUGCACCAGUGCAACAGUGCAGCUAGAAAGAACAGACCAACUGUGCUUGCUGGAAAGUAUACAUCUUUGGAUCCUGACUAGCAAUAUAAUAGUAUUACAUAUAUAUGUAAAAUAGUGUUACCUUUUUAGUGUAGGAUUGGUGUAGGAUUAUCACGAUGGAUAUUAAACAGAAAAUUAUACACAAGUUCAACGAACAAUUGGGAUCAAAUUUAAAAAAUCUUGAAGGAAUGUACAAUUUUCAAGAUUGUCUCAAAACUGAAAAGGAUGAGAUUGAAAAAUCACUAUCAAUGGCAUCGACUACUACUCCUUCCAAAGUAAAAAUGGUGAUAGAAAAUGCAGAAUAUGUCAAUUGCGAGGUUGAACAAUUGCAAGGAAUUUGUUUGGCUCUGAGCAACAGAAUCGAAAAGACGUUUGAUAAAAACGACAAGAAUUUAGAGUUACAAGAUGUUAUCAACAAGAUAGGUCAGCUGGACAAAUCAUUAUUCUAUAUAUACUUUGUAAGAUAUAUAGAAAAUAUGAGUGACGAAAUAGAAACAUCCCUAUUAUUUGGCGACGAUCGAUCUAUGAUAACGCUAUACAUGAGCUUGACAAACAUCAGUUAUCAGCUGCAGACGUCCGUGUGUCAUCAUCUGGUCAAUUAUGUUCAUGAAACUAUGCAUUUUUGGCACAAUCUGAUCAAAGAAAGGUUAUCUAAGGAAUACAAUGAUUUAUUGAAAACAUUGAAAUGGCCCUUUUGCGGAACCAACGCCACUUUAUUGAGCACACCUUUGCCAGAGAUAAUGACGAGAUUCAAGACACUCGUCGAAUAUCUUUUUCAUUUGCAGUUACCAGAAAAAAUGAUAAAACCUGUAGUAACGUCUGCAUUGUUGACAGACUUUGCUCCAGUUAGUUUGCCGAUCGCUCUUUUAGUAAGACCUCUUCGGCAAAGAUUUAUUUAUCAUUUUACAGGAGCCAAAUUAACAAACCGUCAAGACAAGCCAGAGUGGUUUUUUACUCAGAUAUUAACGUGGAUUAAAGAUCACGUUCAAUGGAUUCAAAAGAACAUUCAACCAAUAGUGAAUUCUAUAGGUUUCGAACACUUGGAUAUAAAGGUCGAAUUUAUGCGCGCUUUAGUUGAGUUAGCUGUUGAAAAGCUUUAUUCCGAAUUGUCCAUAGUGCAAUAUGAUGAUACUCUGCUUGCACAUUUAGUAGAUGAAGCUUUGGGAUUUGAGAGAGAGCUACGAGAAACUUUGUUGUAUCCUCAAACUCAGCCCGCUACUAUUUUUGUUCUCACACAAGCCCACAUUUUUGUAAAAUGGAUAAACAUGGAGAAAAAAUACGCGACUGAAAAAAUGGAUGCAAUAUUAAGCUCAAAUACAGCAUGGGAAAGACUAAUGGGUCCUGAUAUAGAUGACAUGAAAGUCACUGAGUGUGCGGACGCCUUUCUUACGCUUCUCAUUACAAUUUCUGAUAGAUAUAAAUAUUUGCCUCAGCCUGGACAUAGGUUACAAUUUCUCGAGUUACAAUUGGAAUUGGUUGACGAUUGGCGAGUACGAUUGCUACAAUUGUUACAUGAAAAUUAUGAAGAUCCGUUAACAUCGCUCAUGCCGUAUAUUCUCAACACGUUACAUUAUGUCGCGAGUGUUUUGGAGGAAUGGGGCACGACUGUUCAUUUUUUACAGCUACAUUUCUUUAAGAAACAAUUCAAAGCUAUAGAAAAUGCUACUGAUAAAGGCAAUGACGUUAGCGAGAAUAUUGGAGAAAUAGAAGGAACCGUAUUUGAUGAAGCUGUGGUCCUCCUGCAACGAUUAGAGAAAGAGCUGAUAAACGAGAUCAGCGAUUCAGUGGCUCUAGAUAUAAAGGCAAAGAGUAGAGCUUACAGGACGGAUAAAUGGUUUGCGAUGCAGCCUUCGAAAGAAGUCUCUUCAUUAUCGGUAACACCAAGCGGUUGUUCCAUGUUCCAAGAACUAGCCAUGCGUCUUCACAUGUUGCAUAAUGUUCUAGCCUUACCAUUGUUUAAUCAAGCUUGGAAGAGUUUGGCUGCUCAGUUAGAUCAAUUUCUUUUCGAGGAAGUUGUAUUAGUGAAUCAUUUUAAUAGAGGCGGCGCCGAGCAAUUACAGUAUGAUAUUUUGAGGAACUUAUUUCCAUUAUUUAGUCUGUACAUCAACAAACCGGAGUCGUACUUUCCUUUGGCCUAAGAAUCAAGUGUCUUCACCGCCUACAGUGCUCAGCCUUUACUCGCGUAGCAGUCACUAGAACAAACGUUCCAUUGCGAGAUUACACCAAGAAGAAUAAUGUGCUGUAGUGCGCUUUUCUGGGCAGAAGGAAUGACGAUUGAAAAUUCGCCGUCGAAUCGAAUAUUGGCUCAGUGUAUAUAGACAUAGCAUGAAUCAACAAAAGUUGUGUCUGCUUAUGAAUGAAUAGAAAGAUUUAAACCAGGAAGAACAAAUGUAACCAAUAAAGAUUAUUUUUGGUCACCCAUCAACAUUAUGCAUGCAAUAUCACAUUGACAGGACAGAUGUCUUGAUUAGAGAAGACUGAUAAAUAACAAUGUUUUUAGUUCACUGGAAGGAAUUGAAGAAAGCGCUGCGCAGUCGUAGGUUUAUUUCUGAUAAUGAAACAGUGCACACUUGGCUUUGGGAGUUGAAAAAGUUCUUUUCUGCAGAGAUACAGAAGUUGAUUGAACGGUACAACAAAUGCAUCAUCUAUUCAUGGAGACUGUGAACAUGUUCAAUUGCUUACAGUUACUUCUAUUAAAUUCAUUAAAUGUAUUUUGUCUUUAGUUUUCGAUUCUUCCUCGUGUAUAUUGCAGCAAUAUUACAAUGUAAUAUGUAUUUAAUAAUGUAUAAUAUUUUGUAAUAUCAUGAUAA
Messenger RNA from Monomorium pharaonis (pharaoh ant), 3036 nucleotides. RefSeq names its product RAD50-interacting protein 1 (gene Rint1). The record is from RefSeq and is a predicted model, not a curated record. Gene Ontology annotation, cellular component: Dsl1/NZR complex. Bases 343 to 2364 code for a protein of 673 amino acids. Gene Ontology annotation, biological process: retrograde vesicle-mediated transport, Golgi to endoplasmic reticulum; endoplasmic reticulum to Golgi vesicle-mediated transport; regulation of ER to Golgi vesicle-mediated transport. Lineage: Eukaryota; Metazoa; Arthropoda; Insecta; Hymenoptera; Formicidae. The transcript is spliced from 12 exons.